AUGGAUGUUUUUCACACAUACACCUACGCGACAGCCGGAUGGCUCUCACUGCAAAGUCUGCCCUUAAUAGCCGGUCCAGGGAUGAUCGUAGCUCUGCUUUUGGAUGAGACGCGACCAGCAAGCUCAAUCGAAGUCUACUUCGCGCGGUGUCUCGGAUUCGGUCUUCUGACCAUCGCAAUCUUAACCGUUAUGCUCACGGGCUCGAUUCCAUUGACAGCCACAGUCGCAGAGCCCGUCACUACAGAAGACUCGGACCCCAAAGCCCCCUAUGCUCUACCAACUCUAAUGGUGACAUCCUUAUACCAUUCCAUAUCCGGAUUUUAUGCCUACACGUGGUAUGCUACUGGCGGACAGGGUGUAUUUGCUGUUGCAGUGGCUGGGAAUUCUCUUCUUGCCUUUAUUGGGCUUUGGUGCGUGCUUUUUGCGAGCAGCGAGGGCAGGAUCAGUCGCAGGACGGGUGCUGAUAAAAGGACGACCGGAUUCCCCUUCUCCAACACGGAAGCUGAUAAGAAGCACAUUGGGAAGAAACGCAUUUAA
Molecule: messenger RNA, 537 nt
Organism: Penicillium angulare
Lineage: Eukaryota; Fungi; Ascomycota; Eurotiomycetes; Eurotiales; Aspergillaceae
Exons: 3
Coding region: 1-537 (178 amino acids)
Source: RefSeq, a predicted model, not a curated record